Messenger RNA from Vanessa tameamea, 552 nucleotides. RefSeq lists its product as uncharacterized. Bases 1 to 552 code for a protein of 183 amino acids. The transcript is spliced from 2 exons. The record is from RefSeq and is a predicted model, not a curated record. Lineage: Eukaryota; Metazoa; Arthropoda; Insecta; Lepidoptera; Nymphalidae.
AUGCAGCGAGCACUGGAUGCACUUCCCUCUUGGCUGGAGCGCUGGAGGCUUAAGGUUAACGUUGCGAAGACUCAGGCGCUACACAUACGGCGGUCACUAGCCCCGCGGCCACUGGUGUUGCUCCUGAAGCUUUCAAUGCGACACCAUGUUAAGAACGUAGUAGCGCAGACGCGCACGACGAGAACCCUCCUGCGUCUCCUUCUGGCGUCACACUUGCCAAUCCGCACGCGACUCACCUACGCGGCCCCACCGUGGUACGCGCUGACAAGCGAAACAAGCCGCAAUUCGUUGCGGCCGCAGCAGUCUCUAGCGCUACGCACCAUCACCGGAGCCUCCCGAUACGUGAGGAACGCAGUGAUAGCAAGAGAUCUGCAUAUAGAGAACCUCGAUGGUCACGUUCGCCGCCUGAGUACCUCUCCAUGUUCGCGAGGACCGACGGAGCGCGGUCCCAGCAUCUGCGGGGUAUUGCGCCAUACCAUCGGCGAUCACCGGACCCAAGAGGAUUACCACGCGACCUCACCCAGCAAUGACCGCUUCCUCGUCACGGGUUGA